This is a messenger RNA of Lymnaea stagnalis (great pond snail), 7040 nucleotides long. The record is from the annotation of a GenBank genome assembly. Lineage: Eukaryota; Metazoa; Mollusca; Gastropoda; Lymnaeidae.
AAAAAAUAAAUUCACCAGGACACUGGCAAACUGAAGGGGAAAAAAACACAACACAGUGUGUUGGCGGAGAAACGUUCCAGGCUGAGUCUGUGUGUUCAGCACCAUGCGUGUUCUUUGGAGUUUUGUUGCUGUGGUUUUAGCAGCAGGUGGUUUCUGGGAUUUAUUUUCGCAUUAUAAUGAUAACAGCCCUUUUCUCAAUAUUUGAUUUAACUUUUCUCAUCAAUGACUGAAGGCCUUAAUACGAAAUUUAAAAUGCUAAAGUUGUACAAUUAUAUUUUACACGCGUUUAUGUUUCUCAAUUUGUUUAGAUGCUUAAAUAAUAUGAUGUGUUUACCAAUCCGUCACAUAUGAGAUAUUUAUUGUGUUCCCUUUUUUCUUUCCGUGUAACUUUUCUUACAACAUCCAUCAUCUUCUUUAAUUUUAACCCUUUUGUCUUCGCCUUCAUAUUUUCCUUCUUACUACUUAAAAAUAUAUAUCCGCAUUCCUGAAAUGAUGUCAUCACCCAAUACGUGACUUCACAACGUGUUUCUUGUGUGUACGUUCAGCUCCCAUGUUUGCCGCAUCUGUCGGCGACACGGCACAAACAAACAAUGCGAUAGUGGGUAACAAUGAGGCACGUGAAAAGCUGGCCAGGAGAAAGUCAGACGGGGUCGCCAAGAGAAAAGACUGUAAAAAAGCGUUUGAAAAAUGCGUGAAGCACCACAUGGAUUACUUCGAAAAUUUCCAAAAACAUUACCUGACCGGACGUACUGUCCGGAUAAGCGACGAAGGACUUGACGGCAUGUGCAGGUGAGUUGGAGGGGGAGGGGGGGUGUUCUGAAUAAGAUGGGUUGGGGUGAAUAUACGGUAAAUUUAAUCAACAUGCCAACCUACAUUUAAAAGAAACAAUGUUUUUUUUGGUUGAAAAACUUUAAUUUUUGUUUAAGAAGCAAACAAAAAUGACGCUAUAAAGCGUGUUUGUGCUAUUUUGUUUGUUUGGUAGCUUUUCUCUUCUUCUUCCUCUUAUAUAUAUAUUAAGGGCCCACGAUCAAUUUAUUGAUCAUCUCGGCUCCUAUGUAUGUAGAGGGAAUUUGCAAGACUUUUCAAUACCAUGCGUCCGGGUUUCCUCUGCCUUUGUCUUAAGAACAAAGGGGGCCCCUGGCACAGCAAUGGACUGGGCCUCCUGCAACACAACACACCAGGUCUUGAGAAGGGGGGCCCUGGCACAGCAAUGCACUGGGCCUCCUGCAACACAACACACCAGGGUCGUGAGAAGGGGGGCCUGGCACAGCAAUGCACUGGGCCUCCUGUAACACAACACACCAGGGUCGUGAGAAGGGGGGGCCUGGCACAGCAAUGCACUGGGCCUCCUGCAACACAACACACCAGGGUCGUGAGAAGGGGGGGGCCUGGCACAGCAAUGCACUGCGCCUCCUGCAACACAACACACCAGGAUCGUGAGAAGGGGAGCCCUGGCACAGCAAUGCACAGGACCUCCUGCAACACAGCACACCAGGAGCAUGAGAAGAGAGUGAGAAGGGGGGGGCCUGGCACAGCAAUGCACUGGGCCUCCUGCAACACAACACACCAGGGUCGUGAGAAGGGGGGCCCUGGCACAGCAAUGCACUGGGCCUCCUGCAACACAGCACACCAGGGGCAUGAGAAGGGGGGAAGGGGGCACUCACCCCAUGCUCAAACAGUGGGGUGGGGGCCGCAAACAGUUGUUGCUCCCAACCCAACUCAUCAAGAGAAAUAACAUUGUAAAAUAAGAAUAAACAUUCAAUAAAGUUAAAAAUAGGUUAAGUUAACUUGUUGAUACAAAAACAAAAUCAUUCCAAUUCAAUAAUAGUUUUAAAACAUUAUCAGACAUUCAUUACAAUUCAUCGCAGAUGAUGAUAAAUUAUCAGGUUCUCCAUUUUCUUACUUAGUCCUUCUGCCGACAUUUUUCUUUUCUUUUCCUGGUCAGUGUCAGCUGAUACAGAGUCUAGAGCAUCUUGUAUUUUUUCGAAACUUUAACGGCAUGAAAAUGUGCCGACCAUCUUGUGUCAGCCAGAUGCUUUACGACAGUGAGAGAUUUUCCUAAGGAAUAUACCAGAACAUUCCAUCGAUGUGUAGAAGCUGAUGAAAAGGGUAUAUUGGCGCUGAACAUGUCAAAGAAUUUUUCAAACUGUAGGCAACACUCUGCUGCUUUUAAGCCCACUAAGUUCAGGCUGUGUCCAGCACAAGGGACAUACACGGCAAACUCGUUCAGUAUCCGUGUUUGCAAUCCAGUGUAGCGUCCAGAAAAAUUUAAGGCUUCGUCAUACGAUUGACCACUGCAAGUUAAAAGUGGAAUUUUUUUCUCAUUCAGAAAAUCCAAAGCAUUGUCUGUUAGAUUCUUUGAUACAAAACAGUCUCUGUUAGAUCCUUUGAUACACAACAGUGUCUGUUAGAUCCUUUGAUACACAACAGUCUCUGCUAGAUCCUUUGAUACACAACCGUCUCUGUUAGAUCCUUAGCUCCAUGGGGAAAUAUGGAAAUUAAUUUGAUAAAAUGUUCCACAGACUUACAUCCUCGAAUGUACAGGACCGUAAAUGUCAGUUGAUCAAUGUGUGAAAUGUCUGAAGUUGAAUCUACACUUACUGCAUAAUACUUUGACUAGUUUUUAACACAGGAUCUAAACACGUAGAUUCUUUGAGUCGAAGCAAAUCUGCAGUAACAUCCUUGCGAUGCUCUACUCCAUUUUCUUGUUCUACAAUAAGAUUGUUACGUUUCCAGUCAUUGAAUCCUGAUAUAGCAAAGGGAGAUGAUUUCUUGGACAAUAGACGACACGCAAAACAAUACAAACCACCUUGGUAUAUGGUGAAUAGAGAAGCCAUUCGCGUUUUACGCACUCACCAUUCCGCAGUUCACGUUUGAACAUAUUUCUUGAUAAAUACCUUGUCUUAGUUCUUUCUUCUCCAGCUCUGCCUGAGUUUGAAAGUUUGCAGUCAUGAAUCGGUCACAAUAAUGGCCCACCGCGAAUCCAGCACUCAACUGUACAAGUGUUCUUGAUAUUCCAGAGCCCGGGUUCUGUGUCGCGAAUCACACACUCUCGUUUCCUGACACAGUUUUGUGUGUUUCAGUUUUUACAAUUUCCCAAGAAGAGGAAUUAAGUAAUGCUAUUGUCUGGAACUAGAUGGCUGGUUCCAAUAGAGGAUUUAGAUGACCUUACGUUAUUUGAGGAGCGGUACUAGUACUGAUAUUUCUAUUGAUUUAACCAAGAUGUUAAUUAUGCAAGUCUACCCAUUUUCCUUGUCUCCUCAGCUCUUUUUCUCUUCUGUGCUCCAAUUAUAAAACUAGUUUUUUAUUCCCGCUUAAGAGGUUAAACAACUAGAAAUAGAUUCAUUCAGCCCCGUUCUUCGAUCCCCGGUUUUUUUUUGUUUUAAACUGGCACUGCAGCCGUCUGUGUCAUUCACGUAACCUUAUCCUGAAAUUUAUCAUUCUGAGUUGAAUUCGGAGGCAGGGGAAAGGAAACAGCAGGGGGGACUUUGGGUGAUAUUUUCUCCUCAGCUCGAGGGAGCUCCACCCCCGAAGCCCCCUUCCGGGGCCCCCAACCUACGCUCCAAGCUUAGGGCCCCCAAACUCCUAAGAACGGCUCUGAUUCAUUGGUUACAAGUAUUUCUAAAGUAAUAGCAGCAAUCCGUUUAAAAGAUACAGUUAAUAAUUUUUUUUUAACGGAUUUGUCAGUCCCUUCAAACUGACUCGUGCCAAGCUAAAAACGAACACCGGGAAAUGAUCAAUAGCCAUGGUGCCAUUAAUAAAAUCGAUCUCUGUGUUUGAGCUACUCGGUAUGUAAGAUGAACAUGACUUUGAGCUUUAAACGGUCAGCACAAUUAUAUCUAAAUGCCUAUCUAUUUCUGCUUACAGCUCAGACAUACGGUGACUGUUGGGUUCUAUUUAUAAUAUAUACAUUUGUUUUUCAAGCACAGAAUACAAAAUAUUUUUCUGUUUAAAAAAUAAAAAGUUAUUUACUGAUUUUUUUUUGUUUUUUUUUUUUAUUCUUAAAAAAAUUAAUUUACUUUUAAAAAGAAUUAUUCAUUGGAGACCUACAAAUUCCAUAAAUAUUGCUAAUUGAUUUCAGUAUGACUUUAACUGGUGCUAGGUUAGACUUUUCUCCACUAAUUUCAAUACUGAGCUGUGGCGUAUCUAGGGUUAUUAGCGCCCGUUGCCAACAUAUAUGAUUGUAAAUAAAUACUUUUAUUUUAUUAUUUUUCGAUUCAUAUCUGGUGAGAAGAAAAACUUGUUGACGAGAGUUAUUCCCCUUUAAAAGUUUAAAAAGUAUCCAACUUGGUAUUCGCAUUUAUAAUAUUAAUUUUGGAACGUGCCGAUUAUAUUGUCAGUUAAAAUUUGGAAACGUGCUGUCCACAAAUUUGAUUUAAUUGCCAAAAAUUUUCAAUAUUCAUUCAUGAACACUAUUUGCAACAUGAUGCCUCUAUAAGAGUGAGUCUCCUAGAAGCAAGGGGCCCCCUAGAAGUGCGGGGCCUGGGGACAGUACCCACCGGGCCCAUGCCUUAAGACGGCACUGUUCUUCGGACUUGUCCGCUUUUUAGGCCCAGGGCUGGGCGACCAGGUGGAUUUCCAUAAAUAUUGCUUUUGUCCGGGUUUUCCCCUUGUCAAUGUAUUUUUAGAGUUAAAUUUUAAAAAAAAAAUUGAUUUAAAAGGUGCCCAAAAGUGUUUAUUUACAGAGGCCCAGAAACACCAGCUUUUCGUGCCGGUCGUUAUGACCGGGACGCUCAAUUUUUUACAUGCGGGCAGAGGAACUUAUAGUCUUAGUGAUAUCUCCGUUGUCAAUAACAUAGUUUACAAUGAUACAAGUUGGGAUUUAAAGGCGCACGUCGAGACACAGAGGAAUGUUAAGAUUAUGCUUCUUCCAUUUGUAACUAGCGGUCAUUUCAAUGUUGCCAUAAAUGCUUCCACAGAAACAAGAUGUCAUUUCACGCCUGUGUUGACCAGCUGUGGUGGACAUGCGGUAAAGAUAUUCACUGGGGUGAAGAGAGGUCAAACUACUACACGUCCCUUUUAGACUUUAUCUGUCAAGGUCAAGGUCGUGAAGGUCAUGCCAAUUUUUUUUAAAGUCUUCUUUAAAAGUGUUGUUUAAGUAAAUACGGUAGAUGUGAAUAUUUCCCAUUCAAAUAAAUAGAUGACGAGUUUUUACAUAUUUUUUUUAAAAUUUAAUUUUGGAAGUAAAGAUCCGAUAACAUCUAUCAUGUUACUCACUCCAUGUCAUGGCACCCUCUCCGUGUCAUGUCAUCCACUCUGUGUCAUGUUACUCAGUCCACAUCAUGUCGCCCACUCCGUGUCAUGUCACCCACUCCAUAUCAAUGUCAAGACUACAUAGUCACCCAGGGCCUAGGGGAAGGUUAAAAAAAGACAUUACUUUGUAUCGUAAAGAAAAUAAACAACCACGUAAGAAGCAAAAAGAAUACGAAAUAACGAUUAUUAAAUUGUAACCGAUAAACAUCUUAAUUGUAACCGAAUAAACAUUUUAGUUGUAAUCAAUAAACAUUUUAACUUUCAAUGUCGUACCAGUGGCGCCUCCAGGGUAUGUGUCACCGGAGUGGGUCAAAACUUCCUGUGGGCCGUCAUUUAAUUUAAUCCCAUUUGUUGAUUUCUUCCAUGUUUCAACGUGCAGCGUUCCUGCUCCUGGACGGAAUGUCGUGCAAUACAAAGCUCAACAUUGGACGCUACACGGUGGAUUGCCAGAAGACGUCACUAAUUCGAUACCACACGGCAAAGAAGGGAAGGGUGAACCAUCUACCACAGUACGGAGGGAGUUUAUUGUGUCGGUAAGUGGGGGGGGGGGGUCCUUAUUGAAAUCCCGCGCCCCCCUUUUUUUCCCGCCAUUUUCACGGACCUCAUAAUCAAUAUCAAAAUACGACAAACCUAUAAUUUUUACUGAAUGUUACUACAAACCUGGGGCCCUUUCAUUUUUACUGAAUGUUACUACAAACUUGGGCCCUUUCAUUUUUACUGAAUACUAAUACAAACCUGGGGCCCUUUUAUUUUUACUGAAUGUUACUAAAAACCUGGGGCCCCUUUUAUUUUUACUGAAUGUUACUACAAACCUGUGGCCCUUUCAUUUUUACUGAAUGUUACUACAAACCUGUGGCCCUUUCAUUUUUACUGAAUGUUACUACAAACCUGGCCCCUUUCACUUUUACUGAAUGUUACUACAAACCUGGGGCCCUUUCAUUUUUACUGAAUGUUACUACAAACCUGGGGCCCUUUCAUUUUAAUGAUUCCUGUAUAUGUUACUUCGAAUCUGGGGCCCCUUUAAUUUUAAUUGACCUCUGUAAAUAUAUAAAUAUGAACCUGUAAAGUUAUUAGUCAUUACGUGGCCACUGUAAGGACUUAACCAUACUUUGCUACUUUCAGACACGUCCAACAGUACUUUGCUACUUUCAGACAGUACAACAGUACGUUGCUACUUUCAGACACGUACAACAUUACUUUGCUACUUUCAGAUAUGUACAACCGUACUUUGCUAAUUUCAGACAUGUUCAAAAGUACUUUGCUAAUUUCAGACAUGUACAACCGCACUUUGCUAAUUUCAGACAUGUACAACCGUACUUUGCUAAUUUCAGACAUGUACAACAGUACUUUGCUAAUUUCAGACAUGUACAAUCGUACUUUGCUAAUUUCAGACAUGUACAACAGUACUUUGCUACUUUCAGACACGUACAACCGUACUUUUCUACUUUCAGACACGUACAAGAGUACAGAUCCUGCCAUCGACGAGCGCUUGAGAAGUCUUGUGGAAAUCAUCUCGCCGACUUCAUAUAUCAGCUUGACAAUUUGAUAAACAAGGAUCGAUACGCUCACGAGAUGAAAUUGUAUCGAUGCUAAACAUAAAAUGGAUUACCAUGACGACUAUCAUGACGAUUACCAUGCCGAUUACCAUGACGAUUACCACGGUUUUACUACCUGAAAAUGUUUUGUUAUCUCAGCAAAGAAUUCCCCAAAAUCUUUUUGGGUAAUAAUUAUGACGUCACUGUAAAGACGAAGUUAGCGCCAGCAUUUAUUCGAUAUUCCAUAUCAAU